CCCUCAGUGACUUUUCAACGUAAUCGGCAUAAAAUGAGUACCUGGCUUUUAACAUGAUUUUAACUCGUUUUACUUCACUAAAGAUUUCGUCAUUUCGGUAUGGUUCAAUGAGAAGCAAAGUUCCGAAAGUUCAGACAAAUAAGUGGAUACAAGCCUUGCUACCAGUCUGCUAUGGCGAUACUGCUCUUGCGAAACGAGAGCUUCAAUGGAUGAAAGAGGCGGUAACCCUGAAGCAUAGUGGUGAUAAACUGAAGUCAGUAGGCACGCUUUCUCGGAAAGAACAAAAGCAGCUUGACGAAUUUGUUGAACAGCGUGUGUUGAAACAGAAACCAUUACAAUAUAUACUAGGUUCACAACCAUUUUGCGAAUUGGAUAUUAUUAGCAGGUCACCUACUUUAAUACCAAGGUAAAGGAGUGGAGCAUGUCAACAAUUUUGAACCUAUUUUAUUCAGACUAUCCGAUACUUUAGAUGGGAAACAGAAGAAUGGAC
Messenger RNA from Mycotypha africana, 490 nucleotides. RefSeq lists its product as uncharacterized. Gene Ontology annotation, cellular component: mitochondrion. Lineage: Eukaryota; Fungi; Mucoromycota; Mucoromycetes; Mucorales; Mycotyphaceae. The coding region runs from base 54 to 410 and encodes 118 amino acids. The transcript has 2 exons. The record is from RefSeq and is a predicted model, not a curated record.